AUGGCACGACAAGAAGCAUUCACGAUAGGAAUGGAAAGCUUUCAGACGAUUGCGUUCUGGGAAUCAAUAGUAUCUCGGAGCAAGGCGUUGGUGGGACAGAGCUACUUGGAUAUGUCCAUUCAAAGAUCUGUGGAGUGGAGGAGUAGCUCGCAAUGGGACGGUGUGAUUGAAUGGACCGGGAUGGUGGGAAGCAGUUGCUGGAUACAAGAUCGAGAAGAGAUUGUUGAAUUUUUGACAAGACAAAGUGAGAUACGACUGUAUGUGACACCGAGCGGGCAUGUGGCUUCGACUGUUGAGCUGACUAGCCCUGUCAAUUCUCAUAAGAGAGCGUUGGUAGUUGACUUAUCACGCUUUUCGACGGCAACCGACGGGUAUGUCACAGCCGUUGCUGAAGCGACAGGUCUUUGGGGUAAGAGUGUGACACCGUGGUAUCUGAGAGACAGGGUCGACCCCGAUAACGACCAGAAAGGAGAAAUUUCAGAGGAAAAGCUCAUUUUCACGUAUGAAGCUAUGAAGAGAGAGCAUGUUGCCCGUUCAUUUCUGAUAUGGGUAGGACUGCCGGUACUCGUUCUUGUAUUGGCAGUGGCCAUGUCAGGCGUUGUCCGCGUGUUGUUCCUAGUAGUUUUGGCCUUCAUGGGGCUUGUGAUAAUAUCUCAUUUGUUUCCCCAUUUCCCACUCCAUUUCUCACCCCGAUGGCCUUGGGUAGACGAACAUGACGUUGGGGAAGCUCUAUUCGACAAUCUACUUUUGCACUGCUUGUUCCGUUCAGGCAUCAAGACGCAUUUCCGACUUUUGAAAACCGUUCCGUACAAUCAGAUCAAGUGGAACUAG
This is a messenger RNA of Chondrus crispus (carragheen), 831 nucleotides long. RefSeq lists its product as hypothetical. The coding region runs from base 1 to 831 and encodes 276 amino acids. The record is from RefSeq and is a predicted model, not a curated record. Lineage: Eukaryota; Rhodophyta; Florideophyceae; Gigartinales; Gigartinaceae. The transcript has a single exon.